GCCCGCCGGGGGACCACACGGCUUCGGCCUCGGAGGGCACCAUGGGCCCGGGACCCCCAAAUUGAGUGGGGGGCUUCGUUGUCAUGGGGACGGCGCUAGGCCGCGAUCGCGGCCUACUCAGCCACUCGAUCGGAGGCUUCGUUGCCGUGGCAACGAGGCUAGGCCGCGCUGGCGGAGGACCCCGAGGGGCCGGACCCGCAUCCCGGGGCCCCGCCGCCAUCCCGGGCUGGGAAACGGGCCGGAUGGUUGCCAGAUGUGGGCUGUGGCGGCGCUUUCCCCGUGGAAGGCGAGAGGAGGGGGGUCUUGGGGAGGGUGGACCCCAGCGGGGCAGGAGGCAGCGAGGCGGGGAGAGGAGGGCGGCGGGGGGAGGGCAGGGGAGAGAGGGCAGGGCCAGGAGGAGGCACCGAGCGGGUUUUUCCUGUCCCCGCAGCCCCGGUGAGUCACGGGAGAGGCGGCGGCAGCAGCGUGAGACCCGUAGGGACAGUAACCCCUCCUCCCCGCCCGCUCUGCGCCCCCCACGUGCGUCCCCGGCCCGCCCCCGACAUGAGGCUGAUGUGGGGAAGGGGCUGACCCGUGCCGUGUGCCCCACGUCCCUACCUCACCAUGGCCUCCCAGCCGCAGCCCCUGCCCCCCGCCGUGCCCUGCGCCUCCCCUGCCGGCACUGGGGGGGCCGGGCUGGCCGGCAGCCCCGAUAAAGGCAGCCCGCGCCCCAAGCCGCCGGUGCGGCCCAAGCCCCGCGUGCUGCCCAAGCCGGCCGUGCCCGCCAAGCCCCCGGUGCCACCCCCCACGCCGGGCCCGCGGCACCCCCGGCCCGAGCUGCCCUCGGCCGAGAAGAUGAACCGCCUGGCCGGGCCCCAGCCCUACAGCGGGGCAGGCGCGGGGGGGCCCCUCCGGCGCCCCUCCUUCACCGUCAGAUCACCCGAGACCCCCAAUGGGAAGGGGCCCUCGUCGCCCUCGGUCGCAGGCACCGAGGAGGAGGUGCCGCCGGCCCCGCCGACCCCCUCACGCAAGGGCCCGGCGCCCUUCAAGGUGACGCCGGUGCCGGUGGCCGCCAGGCCGGAGCGGUUCCCGGGCACCACCGUGGAGGAGAUCCUGGCCAAGAUGGACAGCAGGGAGGGCCCGGGCAGUCCAGACCGGGCCUGGCUCUCGCCCUUCUGCACCGACCCCUCCUCCCGCUUCGGCUCCAAGACCUUUGUUGCUUUCCGGAAGCGUCCCGGCGGGGAGGCAGAUGGAGACCCUGCCGGUGAAGCCCCCCAGAUGCCCCCACCUGCAGCAGGCGAGCUGGGAAUGGGGGAUGAUGGACACCCUGUCGCUGAGACGAGCAGCUCUCCCCCAGCCAGGCCGAGCUGUGCCGGGGAUCCCUGUGGACGCCGGAGGCCGCCAUCCCCUCCUGACCUUUCCACUCUACAGCUGGGUGCCCUCGGACCUCCAGGCUCCCCAAGGCCUCCCACCUGCCCAGCUCCAGCCCCAGGAGCUCCUUUCCAGCCUGCUGAGCCCUCUGCCCCAGCCCCUGGCUCCCCUGAUGCCCCCCCAGAGCUCCUGGCCCCUGACUCCCCCACACUGCCCCCCGGGUCCCCCGAAUCCCCCACUCGGCCUCCAGUCGAGGUCCCCGUCACCUCCAUCCAGGCCCCGGGCGCUCCCUCGGCCACCGAGCCCCAGCUCAGUGUUUCCCGUUCCCCUGGCUCCCCACACACUCCAGGGGAGGGAUCUCCUGGCACUGCCAGCCCCCCUGGCACUCCUGAACUGCCCCCACGAGUCACCUGCCCCCCCGGCUCUCCUGAAGCUGCUGCUGAGUACCUGGGCCCCCCCAGCCCACCCCUUGCCAAAGCCUCUCGUCCCCCAGGCUCCCCAGAGGGACCUGAUGACUCCACAGUGUCCCUACAGUCCCACGAGGGUCCUGAUUUCAAACCUCCUCCCCGGGAUGUGGGACUCCGGCGUUCCUCCGAGGGGGUGCUGCGGCCCCCGCCCACGGGGCAGGGCCUGGGGGAGCUGGGGGGCUCACUGAGUGCCCUGCCCCGGGCUGGAGACCUCCUGUCAGAGCCCUCCCUGGGCAGCGAGUCCGGCUGGAGCCUUUCCCAGUCCUUUGAGUGGACAUUCCCGUCGCGGGGGGCACGCUUGCCAGCCUUCCCUCCCCGCUCCCCCAUCCGGGAGACACCUGACUCAGGGCUCUCCGAAGAGGGGGAGUCAGAUGGGGAGGCUGUGUCCCCCAGCCCUCCAAAGGACAGCAGGUCUGAAGGGCCUGGCAGCCAGCAGGCAGAGGGGGCUCCAUGCCCAGGGGGUCCCGUGGCACAGCAAGAGGCUGAGGGCUCAGCAGAGGAGGAGGAGGAGGAAAGGGAGGCAGAGCAGGAUGCUCCCCCCGUGUCCCACUCCCCACUUCGUGUGACAGAGCCUAGCCAGCACCCAGCUGAGCCUGAGUCCCACACCCUGCCCAGCCUUACCGCAACUGCACCCCUGGAUCCAGCUCCUCCAGAUCCAGCUGCUUCCACUGACUCAGCCUGGGCAGGUGAUGGCCCCAAGAGCUUGCAGGGUCCCGGGGGCCCAGGCCAGGCUGAAAAACCCUCGCAAGACCCUGACCCUCACGCUGACCCGGGCUGGCUGACAGAGCUGUUGGAGUCACCUGGGGUCCACGGCUCUCCGGAGAACCUGCUGGGCUGGUCACGGAAGGACCUGUGCAGUGAGUUUGGCAUUGGCCGCCCUCGACAGGACAGCACCUUUGACUGGAGCCACCCAGGUGCGUCCAGGGAGAGAGACUGGCCUGUUGAGACCAAGGAGGACCAGGAAUUCGGGACCAAAUCCAGCUGGGACAGUAACCACAGCGACAAGGACAGCACUGCCCGGGAGAGCUGGAGUGGUGACUACAGAGCAGCAGAGCUGAUGGGGGACACGAAACUAGGCUGCAGCAACUGGUCCCAGUCCCUUGACACUGGGAAGAGCUGCCCACAGGAUCCAGACUUCAGUGCCAGCACAGCUGAGUGGGGCCAGGGCUAUGGCAGCACGGAGGAGCUUGGCUCUGGACAGGCCAGGUGGGGCAGUGGCCUUGGUGCGGGACAUGUCCAGCAGCUGGACAAGGAGCCGCGCUCCGGGCAGCCCACCUGGGCAAGCAGGUACAGCAGCAGGGACAUGGAGAUGAAGGACAGGGAGCUCACCCCAGACUGGGCCAGUAAAUACAGCAGCCAGGAUGCUGGGAAUAAGGACGAGAAUUUAACGCUGGGCUGGGCUGGCAGAUCCAGCACUAGGGACAGCCCAGAUAAGGAGCUCAGCCCCAGCCGGCCAGCCUGGGACAGGAGGUAUAACCCCAGGGACAUGGAGAGCCAGGACAGGGAGUUCAGCCCCAGCCGGCCAGCCUGGACUCGGGAGUACAGGGACACAGAAAGCCAGGACAGGGAGUUCAGCCCCAGCCGGCCAGCUUGGACUGGUGAAAUCAGGGACAUGGAAAGCCAGGACAGGGAGUUCAGCCCCAGCAGGCCAGCCUGGGAUGACAGAUCCAGCACCACGGGCAUGGAGAGCCAGGACCAGGAGUUCAGCCCCAGCAGGCUAGCCUGGGAUGACAGAUCCAGCACCACGGGCAUGGAGAGCCAGGACCAGGAGUUCAGCCCCAGCAGGCUGGCUGAAGCAAGUGAAUGCAGCAGGGACCUGGAAACCCAGGAUGAGUUCAGUCCCAGCAGAGCAGCCUGGGGUGACAGAUCCAGCGCCAGGGACAUGGAGACCCAGGACAGUGAAUUCACAUCCAGCAGAGCAGCCAGGGAUGGUGGGCACAACACUGAGGACAUGGAGACCCGGAAUGGGGAGUUCAGCCCCAGCAGAAGUGUCUGGGAUGACAGAUCCAGCACCAGGGAUGUGGAGGCACAGGACAGAGAGUUGAGCCCCAGUGGAGCAGCCCAGGAUGGGCAGCACAGCUUUGUGACCCCCAUGGAGGAAAAGCAGGAGCUGGUCCCAGCCCGGCUGAGCUGGCCCGGUGAAGGCAGCAUCGGACAGAUCAGGCUGGUCAGGGUUGGUGAGGAGGACAUGCCCAGCUCCCACCGCCCAGAGCCCCCGGCCCAGGAGCCCACCUGGGGCAGUGCCCACCAGCAGGAGCGUCACAGCUCUGGCAGCAGGGACUGGGCUGAGGAGCUUGGAGCAGCUGAGUGCCAGAACCAGUUUGGUGUCAUUGGGACAGAGCGGGUGCCAGAUUCCUGCAGUGCCAGAGCCUCAGAUGGCUCCAUGUCCGGGGUCCAGCCACAGCUGCAGGCAGGCUUGCACAGGGAUCUCUCUCUGGACAUGAGCAAUGCCCGCUGGAGCCAGGACCUGGACAGCUGGAAUGUGGAGCCACAGGAUGCUGAGGCCAGGCGCCAGGAGUGGGCGAGUGCCUUCAGUGCCCGCUGUGCCGCCCGCAGCCGGGACCUUGGUGCGGGGGAGCAGAGCGUGGGAGGGGACACCAGCGCAGAGCACGGCAGGUCGGCCCCCAGCCCUUCGAUGGGUGACAUUCCAGCUGAUUGCCCAGCUGUGGAGCCCCCCCGGAGUGAGUCACCCAGCCCCUCUGAGGAGGAGAGGCAUCCCUCUGAACCAGCUGCUGCCCCACAGAGCCCCAGGGUCCCCCCUCUGCUGCCAGAGGCUGCCAGUGGGAUCCCAAUGGACACAGGAAGUGAGGAACAGCCCUCAGACCACCCAGAUGGGGAGAGCUCUUCGAGCUGGGGGGAGCAGCGGCUCUCACUUACUACCCCCCAGCCCGAGGGGUCCGUGGAGCAGGGGCAGGAAUUUCCUCUUCUGGAGGACACAGAGCUCCUGGACAGCAGCGUGUUCCGCUGCAAGGCCAGCCUGGGCCGCAAGCGCCAGCACCGGGCGCCAUCCCUGCGCCCCACCACCACCGAGGGGGACAGCUGGAUCUUCCGGGACUCCACAGAGCCCCGGCCAGCCCCAGCAGCGUCCUCCGACGAGGAGGCAGCGGAGGAGCCCCGGAGCCGGCGGAUGCGCGGCUCAUCCUCGGGAAGGGGGGUUAAGGUGCCGCUCUUUCCCGGCCUCAGUGCCUCUGCCAUCAAGGCCAAGCUAAGGGGUCGCAACCGCUCGGCUGAGGAGGGGACAUCAUCAGGGGACAGCAAGGGAACCCCUCCUAAAGACCCCCAUGUGCAGCGCUCCAAGUCCUGCAAGAUCCCUGGUGUGAGUGGGAAACCCCCAGCCCUGCCCCCCAAGCCAGAGAAAUCCUCAGGAUCCGAGGCGUCUCCCCCCCACUGGCUGCAGGCGCUGAAGCUGAAAAGGAAGAAGCCUUGAGCAGGGCUCACUCCGACGCUGAAGCCUGCUGUCCCUGGACCAGGGCUGUCCCCUCCCAUGGGGACACACACACACACACCUAUGCACUUUGUACGAGUUCGCAGGGUCCCUGUCUUCACCUCCUCCCCAUCCCCCCAUUGUACCCCAUCCCCUUGGUUCCCACAGGUGUGGGGGUGGGCACGAGCCCUCCCUUCCCCUCCCCCCUGCUCAUGUAUGGUCCCGGACAAAGGCCAACGGGUCCAGCUCGUGGUGCCACUGCCACAGACAAUAAAACCUCGC
Pyrgilauda ruficollis (rufous-necked snowfinch) is the source of this 5523-nucleotide messenger RNA. It is a transcript of the gene CNOT12, whose product is annotated as tankyrase 1 binding protein 1. NCBI's taxonomy places the organism in Eukaryota, Metazoa, Chordata, Aves, Passeriformes, Passeridae. Bases 604 to 5244 code for a protein of 1546 amino acids. Gene Ontology annotation, cellular component: nucleus; heterochromatin. Gene Ontology annotation, biological process: cellular response to ionizing radiation; double-strand break repair. The record is from RefSeq and is a predicted model, not a curated record. The transcript has 12 exons.